This is a messenger RNA of Cercospora beticola, 3485 nucleotides long. RefSeq lists its product as uncharacterized. The record is from RefSeq and is a predicted model, not a curated record. Gene Ontology annotation, cellular component: RQC complex. Gene Ontology annotation, molecular function: tRNA binding; ribosomal large subunit binding. Gene Ontology annotation, biological process: ribosome-associated ubiquitin-dependent protein catabolic process; rescue of stalled cytosolic ribosome. Lineage: Eukaryota; Fungi; Ascomycota; Dothideomycetes; Mycosphaerellales; Mycosphaerellaceae.
UUCAACUUCUCUGGAACUUGUAUCGGCUCAAGAUGAAGCAGCGAUUCUCGUCAUUGGACGUGCGAGUCAUUGCUCACGAGCUCAACAACAGCUUGACCUCCCUUCGCCUGGCCAAUGUCUACGAUCUAUCAUCCCGCAUCUUCCUUCUCAAAUUCCACAAGCCGGAGCAGCGCCAACAGCUGAUCGUCGACUCUGGAUUCCGCUGUCACUUGUCCAACUAUUCUCGCGCCACUGCCACCGCUCCUUCGCCCUUUGUAUCGCGACUCCGCAAGUAUCUCCGGACUCGGCGAUGUACAGGUGUCAGGCAGAUCGGCACCGAUCGAGUCAUCGAGCUCACCUUUGGCCACGCUGAUGGCGUCUACCGGCUGUUUCUGGAAUUCUACGCUGGCGGCAACGUCAUCCUUACUGACAACGAGUACACCACACUGGCUCUGCUGAGGAGUGUCAGCGAGGGCGCGGAGCAUGAGCAAUAUCGUGCGGGCUUGAAAUACAAUUUGUCGCUAAGGCAGAAUGCGGACGGAAUUCCAGAUUUGACGAAAGAAUGGCUGAAGGAAGCUCUGCAGAAGACGGCGCAGAAGCAAGCAGAGCAGGCCAGCAAGCCGGGCAAGAAGAUCAAGAAGAAGGCAGGGGAUGCGCUGAGAAAGGCAUUGGCUGUGACUACAACUCAAUUCCCGCCUGUACUACUCGAUCAUGCUAUCCAUGUGUCGAAGGUUGAUCGUGAGCUAGAGCCGCAGCUGGUUGUGGACAGUGAUGAGCUGCUCGAUCAAGUGAUGCAAGCUCUGAAAGUUGCUGAAAGUGUCAUCCAAGAUAUCACGAGCCAGCCUGUGGCGAAAGGCUACAUUCUCGCUCAAAGAAAGACCCCGGCGCAGGAGAAAGAGGGUGACGAUAAUGCAGACAGCACGAGAGGCCUUAUGUAUGAGGAUUUUCAUCCCUUCAAGCCAGCUCAGCUUGUCGAAGAUCCUUCCAACGUCUUCCUUGAGCACGAUGGUUUCAAUGCAGCUGUAGACGAAUUUUUCUCCUCGAUCGAAGGUCAGAAGUUGGAGUCGAAAUUGGCUGAGAAGGAGGAGAAUGCGAAGCAGCGGAUAGAACAUGCGAAGAAGGAGCAAGAGCAGCGUAUCAAUGGCCUUCAGCAGACGGCUGAGUUGCAUGUGCGCAGAGCUCAGGCCAUUGAAGCCAAUGUGGAACGGGUCGAAGAGGCUGCAGCGGCAGUGAACGGUCUGAUAGCUCAAGGAAUGGACUGGGAGGACAUCGGACGUUUGAUCGAACAGGAACAGAAGAGGCACAAUCCUGUUGCUGAGCUGAUCAAGCUACCUCUAAAACUGCAUGAGAAUACCAUGACGCUGCUGCUUUCCGAGCUGGGCGCGGAAGACGAGGACGACGAUGCCGAUGAGACUGACAGCGAGCUUUCCGAUAGUGAAGACGAGGGCAAGAAGGAGACGGUAUCUAAAUCUGAGGACAAGAGACUCACUAUCGACAUUGAUCUCGCUCAAUCCGCGUGGGUGAAUGCACGACAAUACUACGACCAGAAGCGCACGGCAGCUGUCAAGCAGGAGAAGACCAUACAAGCAUCCAAGAAGGCCAUCAAGUCAACAGAGCAAAAAGUCCAGGCGCAGCUCAAGAAAGACCUCAAGCAAGAAAAGGAUGUGCUGAGGCCUGUACGGAAGCAGUUCUGGUUUGAAAAGUUCGUUUGGUUCGUGUCCUCAGACGGCUAUCUUGUGCUUGCCGGAAAAGAUGCCCAGCAGAACGAGAUUCUAUACCGACGCUAUCUGAAGAAGGGUGAUGUCUACAUUCAUGCUGACCUCGACGGCGCUGCAAGUGUCAUCGUCAAGAACAAGCUGAGUCCGGAAGACCCAAUUCCACCUUCUACCCUGGCGCAAGCAGGCGAUCUUGCAGUGUGCACAUCAAGCGCCUGGGACAGCAAGGCUGUCAUGUCUGCUUGGUGGGUCAACGCCGAUCAAGUCUCGAAGACUGCCCCAACGGGAGAAUAUCUCGCUUCUGGAGGCUUUGUGGUUCGUGGCAAGAAGAACUUCCUGCCUCCUGCCAAGCUGCUACUGGGCUUCGGUGUCACGUUUCAAAUUAGCGAGGACAGCAAAGCACAACACGUCAAACAUCGCCUGGAGCUGCCUCGUCAGAACAGCUAUCUAGCGACGCCUGAGUUGACAGAAGCCGAGACUGCUGCGGAUUCUUCUGCUGCAGGCGGCUCAGCCUCUGACGAUGACGACUUUCCAGAUGCCGCAGCACCCGAGCCUAGAAUUGAGGAGGAUGAUGACGACGAGUUCCCGGAUGUUUCUCAUAACGGCAACGACAGCUCAGAUGACGAGACUCACAACGAACAGCGGAGACGAACGUACGGUGCGCAUGACGAAGACGACGAAGAGGAUGAAGAGCGCGAGCAGGGAGCACGCGCACAUGCUGGUAAUCCUCUGCAAUCCGGAGGGCCAAGUCUUGCGCCUGAUACAACUCAAAAGCAAUCUGAUGCGGGAAGCGACAGCGAUGGAGAUGAAUCGGAGACCGACCCUAGCAAAGAUGAUGUGGCCGGACCACAGGUAUCACGAGGGCCAGACCAGGACGUGGCCGCUUCGAUCAACGAAGAGGGAGCUUCGUCUGAGAAGGAAGAUGAAGCGUCGGAGCCACAACUGUCCAAUAAGCAGCGCAAGGAAUUGGCGAGGAUCCAGAAAGGCAAGCCUGCGCAACCUUCUCUCCCCAGUCAGAAGCCUAUGCGUGGGCAAAGGGGAAAGAAGAAGAAGAUCGCCACCAAAUACGCUAAUCAAGAUGAGGAAGAUCGCGCUCUGGCCAUGCAGAUCCUCGGCAGCAAAGCGGCUGAUGAACGGCGAGCAGCAGAAGCUGCAACCAGCGCAAAGAAAAAGGAGACCGAGGAAGAAGCUCGGGCGCGACGAAAGGCCCAGCAUGAACGAGCACAGCAGAAAGGUCUCGAAGCCGAGGAGAUGAGGAAGCUUAAUCUUGACGAAGGCAUCGAAGACGAUGCUGGUGUUGAAGCUGAGACUGCGGGACUUCUUGAGUCUCUCAUUGGACAACCUCUGCCUGGGGAUGAACUACUAGAAGCCAUUCCCACUGUUGCUCCUUGGGCUGCACUGGCACGGUACAAGUACAAGGUGAAAAUGCAACCUGGCCAGCAAAAGAAGGGAAAAGCUACGCGGGAAAUUCUGACCAAAUGGUCGAGAGAUGCUGCUGAUGAGAGGAAGCUCGACCGUAGCUCGAAGGACACGGAGAGAAUUUGGCCCCGGGAGGCCGAGCUCGUGAAAGGCUGGAGGGAAGCUGAGGUUAUUGGCAUCAUUCCCGUGAAGAGCGUGAGGGUCAUGAUGUCGAACGCCGCGGAUGCAGGAAAGAGUAAAGGCGGGCCUGCGAGAGGUGGGAAGGGUGGACGUGGUGGCAAGGGGAGUAAGAAGAGGUGAGGUCACGACCUCCACAUCACUUCAACGCCAGAUAUGACACCAGAAAACAUGAAUUCCAACCUUGACCCAAGG